AUCUUUACGUUUUGGAUUGGAUAAUCGGUUGUUGACUCAUUUCAACACCCCAACUGAGUAGCUGCGGAAUGAACACAGUUCCAAAAUUCCAAUCUUGGGGCAACCAGCGAGCAGCAAGAAUGAUAUCUGCAACUACUGCGUUAAUAGGGCGACCUUCUUCUUCUUCACCAUUAUCAUUACUCCUAAAAGCUAAAACACCUCGUCGGAUUUUGAUCCCUUCGGCUUCAUUUUCCUCAUCUCUUCCCUCUCGGAAACUCAUUCUGUACUCCAAACCCGGAUGCUGUUUGUGCGACGGCCUCAAAGAGAAACUACAAGUCGCCUUUCUGCUCGCCGGCCCCGAUUCUCUCCACGACGUCGAUUUACAGGUGAGGGAUAUCACUACUAACCCAGAAUGGGAGAAAGCUUACAAGUACGAGAUUCCCGUGCUCGCAAAAGUGCGCUCUGAUGGCUCCGAGGAAGUACUUCCUCGGCUAUCUCCUCGUCUGGGGGUGGAGUUUGUUCAGAAGAAACUGGCAGCUGCCCUACAGUAGAAGAAAGGGUUUGCAAAAAAGGGAGGAGGUCGGGGAAGGGAAAAAGUGCAGAAAAGCUAUAUUUGACCUGGUCAAAAGUUGCAAACAUGAGCAAACACAAUACUCAUUUGUGAAAGUUUUGUAGGUUUCUUAUCUCCACAUGAUACCAGAGUUCCAAACUUGUAAGUUUACUCAAUCUCUCUUGGGUUCAUUGCAAAAACCUCUCUUUUUUGUUGUAAACAUAUAAUUGAUCUCUUCUUAUAUUGUGACAGCUCAAAAAAGAAAAGGCUUUAGCUAUUUAAUUUGACCUUCUAAGUUCUUUCAUAUCUUUAAAGUUAAAAAACAAUGAAAGUAACUAAUAGUUCUUUUCAUGAAGGGGAGGUUCCUUUACCCGACUUCCCCCGCCGACCAUGUGAUCUGUUUUGCUAAUCCUCAAAUUUUAGUUUUUACUGUUAGAUUUUGUUUGUUCUUUAUCAUUGCUCGAUUCUCUAUCUCCCCAUGGCAAAGGAAUUUUGUACUGUUUUUGAAAUCACAUUCAAGAUUUGGCUUGCCACUCAAGCUUAGGCUGUUUUUGCUUUCCUCCUUUAUUGCAUCUGACUGGCUUACUAUCAAUCAAUCAUCAAACACUUGCUGCCAAAACAAAGGCGCUUUUGCCUUCUUCUUUUUUAUGUACUGCAAUGACAAGGUUUCAUUCAUUUCUUUGAUCCCUACAGCAAACAAACUUCAAUUCUUUUCUCUCUCUCUCUCUCUCUCUCUCUCUCUCUCAUUCUUCCUUUUGAAAAAAGGAUGACCAAACUUUGUGUCAAAAACUUUAUAUAAAUGGGGUCUCUUGCUUUUGGAGUUGCUACUACUUGUUUUACUCGAUCAAACUUGUCCAAUAAUUUACAUUAGAUUCCUUUAGCAAUUGGGAUUUGUAAUUUAAUGGCAACUUAUUUUCACA
Messenger RNA from Benincasa hispida (wax gourd), 1449 nucleotides. Its product is annotated as Thioredoxin superfamily protein. The record is from RefSeq and is a predicted model, not a curated record. NCBI's taxonomy places the organism in Eukaryota, Viridiplantae, Streptophyta, Magnoliopsida, Cucurbitales, Cucurbitaceae.